Messenger RNA from Scaptodrosophila lebanonensis, 505 nucleotides. Its product is annotated as RING-box protein 1-like. The transcript is spliced from 2 exons. NCBI's taxonomy places the organism in Eukaryota, Metazoa, Arthropoda, Insecta, Diptera, Drosophilidae. Bases 54 to 419 code for a protein of 121 amino acids. Gene Ontology annotation, biological process: protein ubiquitination; ubiquitin-dependent protein catabolic process. Gene Ontology annotation, molecular function: cullin family protein binding; ubiquitin protein ligase activity; zinc ion binding. Gene Ontology annotation, cellular component: cullin-RING ubiquitin ligase complex; nucleus. The record is from RefSeq and is a predicted model, not a curated record.
AUUAUUUUAUUUACAAAUACCGCUCCUAAGACAUUAUAGAAUACACGUUUGCAAUGGAUGUCGAUGAAGAAAUGUACGAACCAGAUUCGAUGGAUUCAAAAGAAACGGAAAGCUCCGAGGAGCCUUCCACCAGCUCGGGCUGCGCAAAAAAACGUUUUGAGAUCAAAAAGUGGAAUGCCGUAGCUCUUUGGGCCUGGGACAUUGUGGUAGAUAAUUGUGCCAUCUGCCGCAAUCACAUCAUGGACCUCUGCAUCGAGUGCCAGGCCAGUCAGAGUGUCGUCACAACUGAGGAGUGCACUGUGGCUUGGGGAAUAUGCAAUCAUGCCUUCCACUAUCAUUGCAUUUCUCGCUGGCUAAAGACCCGCGACGUCUGUCCGCUCGACAAUCGUGAGUGGGAGUACCAGAAGUAUGGACGUUAAAUCAAAUAAAUUAUAUCUCCAGGCCACAAAAUCCGAAUACAUAAGCAUAUGUGCAUAUAUUUAUACAAUUAUACCAUAUAACCGCA